Messenger RNA from Pocillopora meandrina, 2818 nucleotides. The record is from the annotation of a GenBank genome assembly. Lineage: Eukaryota; Metazoa; Cnidaria; Anthozoa; Scleractinia; Pocilloporidae.
AUGUUAUCGCCCUCAGUUAUUCUCCAGGGAUGCGGAGCAGAGACUGUCAUUUUCUUCUUGUCUGUGCUGUCAUCAGCUGUUAUAUGUCCCGCCCUUGGUAGAUAUUGUAAAGACGCAAUCACAGUGCUCAUCGCUCUUGGAGCUGCUUGUCUCACCGGCGACGCGAUCUUCCACCUCUUGCCGCACGUAAGUAAAACUAACAACUUAAAAGUGUAUUUCUAAAAAAUAAACACUUGGAACUGUGCUCAAUCUCAAAGCGGUUAUGGAUUUGGGAAUAGGACGUGUUAAAAACGAGUUUCCCAAAAGCCGAAACUGAAAAAAUCACAAAAGUGGAUUUGAAAGAUAGCGAGUAUAGGGCAGUAUCCUGGACAAAAUAAUGUCAGAUUAUCUCAAUGGCGAAAAGUCUUAGCUUUUCAUCUGAUCAGUUGAGAGGGUUGCACGAGUUUUCUUUACCAAUCACAGAGUGGAGUGAGGCAAAACACAUGCAUUUCUUGAUUACCUCUGGCACUCAACUUCAGUACUUCAAUCUCAAAUUCUCUAGGCAUUAUCUCAACAUCACGACGAUGACGCUGGUGGUACAGAAUCUACUCAUAACGUACUUUUAUGGCGUUCCUUCUUGGUUGUGUGCAGUAUUUAUUCCUUCUACCUAUUCCAUCUCUUUUUUCAAGUUAUGGAGGUAAGGAGAACAAAACUGUGGUUGGCAUGGUUGUCUGCUGUGACUAAGUCACGCACUAUGACAGUAACACAAUCUCUUUUUCUAGGGUGGUCACUCUCACUCUCAUACUACGUCACCUGAUCCACUUGAGAACAAGGGCCUGCUAGAGGCAGAAACCAAAGCCAAGCGAGAGCAGUCUGCGACCAAAAUUAACAAAACGCUCAUAGGAACGAUAUUAGUGGGUGAAGUACUACACACAUCGUGCGAUGGAAUAGCUAUAGGAGCAGCUUUCUCAAAAUCAUUAGGGGACGGACUCAGUACGACACUAGCUGUGUUAUUUCAUGAAAUACCGCACGCAGUAGGUAAGGAAAUGACCAAUUCCAUAUCAAUCUUUUAUGCUAAGCGAGUGUAGCCUCACUACAUUUGCAAGCUCCUACGCAUUUGGUGUGGGUAUUGCGCCCAUGGGUUGAAAACUCUUUUCAUUCACGUGCACGUAGAGAAAAUAUGCAAUGGGCAAAUUGUAAACUGGGCAUGUAUAAUUUUUUGAGAACAAAAGACAUUGAAAGAAUCACAACUUGCAUGAAAUACAACCCAAUCUACACAUUGACUCUUUAACCUCUAAGAAUGAUCAGCAUGGAAUUUCUCCUGACAUUAUUACCCCUUAAUCAAGCAUUAAGGUCCAUGAGAAUAAAGGAAAUGAUCGCGAACUCAGGAAGCCAUUUUAGUUUAACAAAUUCUCCUUGUCAGCAUCUUAGGAAAUUUACAUAUUACGGUAUGGAAAAUAUGCAUGGGGUUCCAUCGAUUAAGUUGUCAGAAGCAGCAGCACUGCAAAAUCCUUUUUUCGUUUUUCUAAUUUCCUCUAGGUGAUUUUGCCAUCUUUGUCUCGUCUGGUCUGCGUUUCCGCGAGGCCCUGGGUCUGUUAUGUUUCUGUUACCUAUGCUCAUACGCGGGCAUCCUUGUAGGAGCGACCCUAAGCGCCAGUCUGAAUAUGACACCCUGGAUAUUUGCCGUCAUUGCAGGAAUGUUUCUUUACGUAGCACUGGCAGAAAUGGUGAGUAGUGACCGUAUAUUCCUUGUUCAUGAAAUGGAAUGUAAUUGCUCCCAUGAUGCAACAUGAUAACACUCUCAAACAUAUGCUUGGACUCCCAAGUCGAGACUCCAAUGUUUUAGUGUAAAGAGUCAAAUUGAAGAAACAAGAACAUGCUUUAAUGAAAUUUUGUAAGUUAUGUGUUUUCGUCUUGUCACGAGCUUGGGACAAAGAAUGACUAAUUCUGAGUCCUAACGAGGAAUCGAACCUCAGACUUUCGGGUUUCGUGCUCCAUCGCUCUUCCACUGAACCAAAGAGACUCUGCGGUGGGUCAGGCUAUCACUAGGUUCAUCUCUGACACGCGAGCCGCAUACACGUACUGUCAGGAUCAGCAUCGAAAGCAUCGAGCGUUUCAACAGAGUAAGAAAGAUGGAAAAUUUUGAGAUCGACAAAAAGAAAUGGAGAAAGCUAGCAUUCCAUCCUUUUGUGCUUUAAAGUUACUGUUACCAUGACAAAUAAAGCUUCAUUAUUCCCAUUUCAGGUUCCGGAGAUGUUCGCCAGCAUAACAUCAAGAUCUGAUAAAAAAGGGCGAGUUAUAUUUCUACAAAACCUUGGACUUUUGCUCGGAUUUGCUAUUAUGAUGACGUUAGCCGUUUUUGAAGAAACGAUAAGGACAUCGUUGCAGUAGUUAAUACUAUGGAAACGAUUUUUUGUAGUUACCCCUCGGCUUCCUUUUCGCACAGCAAAAGUAAAAUGUUGUUGAGGUCAGUCUGAAGAGAGUGAUUCCAGCGGAAUUUUCUCGUAGCCAAUGAGAAAUAAGCAAUAAUCAGAAACGAAAUGAACAUGAAAGCGAACUUCGCAGUAAUGAACACAACUUAACCAGAAGUGAAAAUAAGGCCUGACAAAAAAAUUCAGGCCUGUGCGGGAUUCGAAUCCUUGACCUCUGCGAUAUCGGUGCAAUCAGUCUACCAACUGAGCUAACAAGCCAACUGGGAGCUGGUCAGUAUGUUAUUCAUCACUUAUUGAGUUUAUUACGAACCAGCAUACUCUGCUUAAGUACUAUUCAUUACUGCGAAGAUUGCUUUCAUAUUCAUGUCAAACAAGACUUUAUAUCUGGUAAUCCUUGAACACAGAUU